This is a messenger RNA of Kwoniella shivajii, 2316 nucleotides long. RefSeq lists its product as uncharacterized. The transcript has 2 exons. The record is from RefSeq and is a predicted model, not a curated record. Bases 1 to 2316 code for a protein of 771 amino acids. Lineage: Eukaryota; Fungi; Basidiomycota; Tremellomycetes; Tremellales; Cryptococcaceae.
AUGUCGAUGUCAUCAGUCACCACUCUCAUUUCACCUACGUCUACCAAAGCAGCUACACCAUCGACCUCUGGACCUGGUCUAGCUCAUCGUAGGCCGUCUGUACAUUCUUCACAUGGAAUCAAACGAAGACCGUCGCAACAUACCGCUCAUCAUGGACAUCACGCACAUUCACACUCAAGUACAAGUAGCGGGAGUAAGAAAUCGAACGAAGGCGAACACGGAAGGAGAGCUGUAGCUGCUGGAUUAGCAAUGCAUGCUUUAGAUACAGCAGAUGCAGCUAUAAGGAAGAAAAAGGAAAAGAGACCAAUACAUAAAGCUUCUCGAUCCGACACACACCUCCCUCGUUUAUCACGUACGGCUUCCAUGACAUCAAAUACAUCACAUGAAUCUGCUGUUUCUCACACUCAAGGAGUGACAAGACCUCGAAGAGGAUCACAUAAGAAAUCAGAAGAAUCAAUAACAGUCAUGAAUGAGAAAGGGGAAAUCACAGCUGAGGGAGAUGGGAAAGAACUUCAAGUCGAAGAAGAAGAAGGAUGGGAAAGUGGGAAUGAUGGACAAUUAGAGAUCUCACCCGUGAGAUCUAAAAAGGGAAAAGAAAGAACUACUAAUACUAAGAGUUCAAUUAUAAGAAGAACACAAAGUGAUACUUCUGCUGAACCGAAUCAACUUGAUUCAACAAAGAAAUCACAAUCACAAUCACAACAUAAUCAAGGUAUUUUAGAUUCAGGUGAUUUAGUUGAAACGCCUUCGGAAGUUGCACAUUUACCCGCUUUAACACAAAAAACGACUGGUUUCGCAGGAACAAUUCAACCUCCCGAUCCUCAAUUAGCUGCUCAACUUCCAACUCACGAUCCCCAUCCAAUAGUGACUCCACAUCCGAUUAGAAGAAACGCUUCCGCAAAAUCCUUAGUCGGUCCGAUAGUCAUGGAACCUGCUAAUUCGGGAGACUCUUCACUCACCGAUCCAGCAACAGCGAGCAAAAGACAACCAUCGUCAGAGAGAGGAGGUUCAAGAGAAAGGAAAGAUAGACCAGUCGGAUCAAGUAGAUUGAGAUCGACUGAUGGCAGUGGAUUACCUAAAAAUGAUCAACCUGAAACUAAAACAUCAACUUCUCCUUCAUAUCCCUUCCCUAGAUUAGUUCCUGAAGAUGCAGAGGAUGCCGGGUCCUCUCGUGUGGGAGAUCAAAAGCAGCAGUCACAGAGACAGCAAUCGCAUGCGCCACAACCAAGACACCAUUCCGAAGAGGAGAAACCACAAAGUCAGCAACGUCAGAGACCCCAACCUCAAAGUCGAUCACGUCAAACCUCAUCGCAACAUCCUCAACUUCGACAUCGAUAUUCCAAUUCAUCUUUGAGAUCGAUUCAGUCUUUACGAGCACCUCCACAUCCUUUGAACUCACCUACAGCGUAUCGAUCACAGGCAACCGUAGCAACAUCACGUCCUGGAAGUAUGUUUGGCUCACCUACAAAAGAUGACAAGAGACAAGUCGUACCUUCCAUGCAUCAGCCACCUGUACCGAAACCUCAAAUCAGCUACGAGAUUGCUCAAGGUCAAGGAUUUGAUGGAUCGAUCCCUGAAGAAGAUCAACCUCGCUCCAGUCGUUUGACGAGUACGAAAUCCCACACCAACAGAAAAGAUAGUAUUUCAUCGAAUAAAUCAUUGGCAAACAUAUUCGCACCUUUAGCCACACCUACCAUGUCUUCUCCAACCAGAUCCAUCUCAGGUCCAGGUCAAAGUGGACGCAGGAAAACGGCUUUGGAAGCAGCGUCAGACGCUUCCAAAAUGUCGUCUACCAAUGAUCCAACAUUGUAUCAUUCAUCUCUAGGUCAUGCGAAUAUACCCGAAACAGUUUAUCUCGUAUCAAGAUUUUUACCACAAAAGAAAAUAGUCAGACCAAAAUGGGAAAUGGAUAUGAGGGAUCCAACGGUUCAUGAAGAAUUGGAAGCUGGCGGAAUGAAAGUUGGUUUAACAAAUGGUGAUUACAGAGAAGCUCAUGAGUCUCUGAUUAAAACUUUAAAACAUUUGAAUAUCAAUAUCAAUAAUCAAGACAAUAAUAAUCAACCGAAACGAGGUGGUUCAUCAACAGGCUUCUCAAGAUCUUAUUCAGGUUAUGCAAAUUUAUUAACUAAUUCAACGACAGCUUCUUCAACAACACCUGGAGGUGGAUCAGAUGAAAAUUUAGUAGUGGGCACAAUCAACCUUAAAGGAAAAGAUGGUUUGGCGAUUAAGAAAGGUACUUUUGCCGGUAAAACUCCGUUCGAAUUGAGCGUUCAAAGAUGUUUAGCUCAAAGACCAACUGCUCCUUUUGGACUAUAA